AUGAUCUGCAUCAUCAUGGUGGCCCAGGUGGCACAGGAGGGGCUGUGGAUGUCUUGCAUGGUGCAAAGCACAGGUCAGAUGCAGUACAAAGUGUAUAACUCACUUCUAAUGCUGCCCCAGGACCUGCACACUGCCAUCGCCUUUUGCAUCAUCACCCUCCUGUUGGCCCUCCUUGGUCUGCUGGUCUACCUCACUAGAGCCAAGUGUACCAGCUGCACAGAAGACAAGGAAUCCAAGGCCCAUCUGAUGUUUUUCUCUGGGAUCAUCUUUGUCAUCUCAAGGGUCCUGACCCUGAUCCCUAUCUGCUGGACAGCCCACACCAUCAUCCAGGACUUUUACAACCUGUGGGUGCUCAAGACCCAAAAGCCAGUGCUGGGGACCUCCUCCUUUGGCCUCUUGUUGCCAUGCCUGCCCCUCUAG
Messenger RNA from Hyaena hyaena (striped hyena), 420 nucleotides. Its product is annotated as claudin-6-like. The coding region runs from base 1 to 420 and encodes 139 amino acids. NCBI's taxonomy places the organism in Eukaryota, Metazoa, Chordata, Mammalia, Carnivora, Hyaenidae. Gene Ontology annotation, cellular component: plasma membrane; bicellular tight junction. Gene Ontology annotation, molecular function: structural molecule activity. Gene Ontology annotation, biological process: cell adhesion; bicellular tight junction assembly. The transcript has a single exon. The record is from RefSeq and is a predicted model, not a curated record.